GAGAGAGAGAAAGAGAGGGAGAGAGAGGGAGAGAGAGCGGAGGAAAAAGCAAGAAAAACAAGGAGUCAGGCGAAGGAACAAGGAGAUAAAAAAGUCGAUAAAAGCAGAUUGAGAGGAGGCUCCGGACAAGCGACUGCUGCGCAUCAAAGGAGGGACCUUACUGGGGACCUUAUUGGAGACCAGCGCCAACAAAACCCGACUCCGGAGGCGGAAUAUAACGGUGACUCUCCAGAGCUCCUCUGCCCUCCUGAGGAUUCAGAGAGACAGGCGGAUCUGCGCGCCCGACCAUGGCCUUCCCAUCAGCCCCCUCCGCAUUAUGGAGUGUCAGCGUAUUGACAGUACUAUUCACAGCUGCGGUUCACAGCAACAUUGUCUAUGACGACGACCCCUUGCAACCAGUGACCUCAGAUGAGACGGUGUCCGUUGGGGGCACAGUGACACUCACCUGCCGGGUGGCCGAGAGCGACAACUCCUCGCUGCAGUGGUCCAACACUGCGCAGCAGACCCUGUACUUUGGAGAGAAGAGAGCGCUCAGAGAUAACCGCAUCCAGCUGCACCGCUCCACCUCCACCGAGCUUUCCAUCACCAUCGCUGACGUGCAGCUGUCCGACGAGGGCGAGUACACCUGCUCCAUCUUCACCAUGCCAGUCCGCACCGCCAGAGCCACCGUCACCGUGCUAGGUGUGCCCGGUAAACCUCAGAUCUCGGGCUUUGAGAAUGCAGUGCCGGAGGGGGGCAAAGUCACCCUGACCUGCAUCAGUACUGGCAGCAAACCCCCCGCCAGGCUGAUCUGGUACCGCGGAGACCAGGAGCUGGAAGGGCGCCCAGACGUGGUGGAGCCCGUUCCGGACGAUCCCACAUACAAUGUGAGCAGCGAGCUCACGCUGGAGGUGAGCCGCAGCGACGACAACGCCCUCAUCACCUGCGCCGUCGACCAUCCCUCUCUCGCCCCGGGGGACAAGAGGAGCGAGCAGGCUCUGCGGGUGUUGUAUUCACCUGAGGUGGUUAUCUCUCCUGAAAACAAUUUGCCCAGAGAGGGGGAGAAGUUUUUUCUGCAGUGUUUGGGCAAUGGCAACCCAGAGCCCACCUCCUACAUGUGGGAGAAGAAAGAUGGAGAGCUCCCCCCACUGGCCAAAGUCGACGGUGCUUUCCUGCGCUUCGAGAUGCUCAACAAAUCAGAUAAUGGCGUCUACCUCUGCCAAGUCGACAACGGCAUAGGAAACAACCAGGGGGAGUACACACUCCUGGUGCAAGAUCCCAUGGACCCAGACGCCGUGGACACCACCUCCCCCUCCCCUGAUUUUUCAGCCUCUCCCUCUACCUCCUCCCUCCCAUCCUCCUCCCCUCCUGACACCUUCUCUGGCUCCGGCUCUGAUUCCACCUACUCCUACCCCUCCUCCUCCCCUCCUGACCUCACCUCCACUUCCUUCCCCGACUCCUCCCCUUCUGCCAACCCAUCAAAUGCUGACAUGUCGACCACCGUCUCCGAUUCCUCCACCACCACCACCACCAUCCUCUCCAACGCCCUCUUCCCCGACCUGCCAUUCUCUCACUCCCCCUCCUCCCCGGCUACUACUGCUCCCUCCUCUGCAAGCAGCGCUCCGUCCACUGCCACUCCCACCUACCCCUCCCUCGCCUCCUCCCUUACUCCCUCAGUUUCCGUCCGGCUGAAUGGAGUUUACACUUUCACAGAUGCUGCAGAGAACAUUGCAGACCCCACAGCCAUGUUGACCUCUUCGGGGGUGGACCAUGCUGUGAUCGGAGGGGUGGUGGCUGUUAUCGUCUUCAUCCUGCUCUGCCUGCUCAUCGUCCUCGGCAGAUACCUCAUCAGACACAAAGGAACGUAUCUGACCCACGAAGCCAAGGGCUCGGACGAUGCCCCCGACGCCGACACAGCCAUCAUCAACGCAGAGGGAGGCCACUCUGGAGCAGAGGACAAGAAGGAGUACUUCAUCUAGAUAGAGCAUGGAGGAGGAGGAGGAGGAAAAGUUGGAGGACGUGGAGGAGAGGAGAGGGGAGGAGUGAAGGAAUAAAAACUCCAUUUUGUUUUCACAACGCUUCAGUUCUUCACUCGGUUGGAGGGAUGAUGGAAGGGGAAGGGAGAGAAAGAACUGUGGACAGGAUAAAGUGAUUCAACUGGUACUACCCUCUUUGCAUUGAUACAGGGAAGUGAGAUUUUGCACUGACAUACGAACGAACUGUAGUUACACACUCAAACACACACAUACACACACACACACACACACACACACACACACACACACACACACACACACACACACACACGAGUCAGUUUUGGGGGAAAAAAAAAACUCUUCUCUCCCAGACUCGAAUGCUCGUAGACGCUCAGAUUAACAAACACGAGCCUCCUACUAACACGUCUGAAUUAUGACACAUUAACACAUUUUUACACAAAGCAUCGUAUCCUAUUUCUAACUGUCAACGCCUCGAAAAAGCAAAAUUGUAACUCACAUUCCUGGCAUCCCAAGCUGAUAUUUCACUUCUCACCACCCAUGCCAACCUGUCUCCUCAAUAUUUAAACCAAACCAGCUCUGUCUUCUCACAUUGUUUUUUUUUUUUUUUUUUGUCCUCAUUCUCUCCAUACGACAAGGCGGUAUCCCUCUGUAAACACCCUCGUGGCAGAGAAAUCCAUCUAAAUUAUUAGUGACAGACAUAAUCUCCCUCUCUCGCUGUUUAAUCUUUUUAUGCCAUCAAACUUCUUUCUGUGCCCUCACGCACUCCCGGUACGAGCCCGCGUUUUUUCCCUCAGCGCAGCACCACACAACAUGUAACACUCAUGCAAAAAUAGCAUUCCCACCUUGCGCUACAAAGCCGAGGGGCUCCAGUAUACAUAUAUAAAUAUAUAUAUAUAUAUAGAAUUAUAUAGCAUUCUUUUUACUUGACAGAAAAUGUUUGGUGUGCUGUAAAUACACUCUCUCUCUGUACUCUUUCUACCUUCUGUCGCCUUCUACCUAUCUUCCCUCUCUCUCUACAUCUCCCUCUCUCCUGUAUCUCAUACAGUCUGUUACUGCAUUACAGUAACUUAUAUACUCUUAAAAAAAACGCCUGCCUGUUUUUAUUACAUGCGUGGAAAUGCAGAGUCGAAAAUAUCAGUAUCUGGGGAAAAAAAUAAUAAAAAUAACAAUGAUGAUGUUGCGAUGAAAACUAACCUUAUCUGCAAAUAUUUGUAUGAGGAACGUUUUCCUUCUUCUUUUUUUUUUUCUUUGUUAUUUUUCUUCCUAUUUGGUUUCUUGGGACUUAUGAGGGAUUUUCUCUCGUCAGUGUCUCAGUGUGUUACCGUCAGUGUUAACAGUUUACAGUGUCUGUCAGUUUGUCAGUCCAGGAGUCCAUAAUCUGAUUUGAUUUCCAAUUUGUGGUUCGAUUUGGAGGUUUAGGGUUUCGAUGCUGUUUGUUCUCUUCUGUGCCCCACCUCCACUGCCGCCAUUUUAUCCCCGCUUAGCUGGCCCCUCCACUCCCAAACACUGAACUGUAGCAAAACCUCUGUCGAACACAGUUUUCGAAAAAGGUGUCAACAUGUUCGGUGGAGCUUUUCCUGGAGUAUCGCUGCAGUCUUCUUUCCACUCGGCCCUGCUGAACGCACCUCUCGCCUCCACCUUUUUUUUUUCUCCCUGCAGCAGACUGCUUGUCUUGGCGCGGCCACCUGGCGCUAAAUUCAUUGAGUAGUGACAUCAUGACUUCCUCUAAGAAGCUGGCACGGUCGCUGUUUCGGGGAGGUGAAAAUGCUUGCUUGCUUUCCACUACGGGGCCAAACAGGACUGCCUACAUACAUUAUGACAAA
This is a messenger RNA of Seriola dumerili (greater amberjack), 3799 nucleotides long. It is a transcript of the gene cadm3, whose product is annotated as cell adhesion molecule 3. Gene Ontology annotation, biological process: homophilic cell-cell adhesion. NCBI's taxonomy places the organism in Eukaryota, Metazoa, Chordata, Actinopteri, Carangiformes, Carangidae. Bases 288 to 1958 code for a protein of 556 amino acids. The record is from RefSeq and is a predicted model, not a curated record. Gene Ontology annotation, cellular component: presynaptic membrane. The transcript has 12 exons.